CAGUCAAGUCAGUCAUUACUUUUCAGGAUAAAUUUCACCACGAUUUACAGUGAUCUUCACUGGAGCUGACUGUUGUUUUGGACAUUAAAAUAGUUAACCAAUAGUUUGAGGGGGUGGGCAAGCUUUUCAGUGACAGGCUAAUUCCAGUAAUGUAUAAUAAAUUUGGGGAGCUGCUCAAUGCAGAGGCUGAAGAAAAUGCAGAUAUUGGUGGUACUGUAGAGGAUGAAGAUGAAGGUUCUGAUGACCCAAACCUUCAGCUGGAGCUCAAUGCGUUCAGAGCUCAGUGGAUGUCUGAACUCAAAACGAGCUCUGGGACAAGUGACCGACUACUGCGAACUAAAGGUCUGAAGAGGACACAAGAAAUUGCUCGGGAGGAGAAAGCCACAGAGCUGUUCUUGAGAGCUGUUCAGGAAGAGCAGAAUGGAGCUGUCUAUGAGGCUAUCAAGUUCUAUCGCAUGGCAAUGCAGCUUGUGCCUGACAUUGAGUUUAAAAUCAACUACAGCCGUCCUCCUGACGCAGACCGAGUUGGAGCAAACUACAUGGAGGAUAGUGAUGUCGAUGGUGAGAUUGAAGAUCUACUUGCCUACUUUGAGCAGCAGCUCACUCUGGAAAGCUCUGUUCCAAAGAUCUGCACUCCUGAGUUGGAAAUGACUCAGAUGCACAUUUCAGCCUUGCCACGGGAAAUCCUGAUGUACAUAUUUCGUUGGGUUGUGUCGAGUGAUCUGGACAUGCGAGCCCUGGAGCAGCUCUCUUUGGUUUGCCGGGGGUUUUAUAUUUGUGCGAGGGAUCCAGAGAUUUGGCGUUCAGCCUGUUUACGAGUGUGGGGACGGAACUGCACCAAACUUGUACCCUUCAAAUCCUGGAGGGAGAUGUUUCUGCAAAGGCCGCGUGUCCGUUUUGAUGGUGUCUAUAUCAGCAAGACAUCAUACAUUCGUCAAGGAGAGGAAUCGCUGGAUGGAUUUUACAGGGCUUGGCACCACGUUGAGUACUACAGGUACCUCCGGUUCUUCCCUGACGGCCACGUCAUCAUGCUAACCACACCUGAGGACCCUCUGUCCGUUGUCCCUCGCUUGCGUACUAGGAACACCAGAAUGGAUUCUGUUCUGCUCGGUCAUUUCCGUCUGUCACAGGAGACAGACAAUCAAACCAAAGUUUUCGCUGUUGUCUGCAAGAAAAAGGAGGAGAAAGCGGCCGAGUUUCAAAGGAAUCGGUUCUGCAGGCGGAACCCAGCUCCGGAAGCUGAGCACAGCUUCCACGUGGGACUGCAUCUAUCCUCGGGGGGGCGCCAGAGUUUCAGUAAGCUGGUGUGGAUCCACCACUCCUGCCACAUCACCUACAAGCUGACUGGGGAAACAGUUGUCACAGCAUUUGAGCUGGACAGGAUGUACACACCCUUCUUCUUUGCACGUGUGAAGAGUUACACUGCUUUCUCCGAGCAGCCUCUUUAAAGCAGCAUGGAGACCUGCACAUGAUCCCAUGAAGACCACAGCAAGCGUUCAAACAACAUUUUAACUAAAUGCAUACUCUUCAGCCUGUUUAAUUUGUGCUGCAGCUGGAUUAUGGUGUUAAUGUAUGAACCCUCAUGUUUCCCACACGCGAGCAUGUUACGUUUCAGGUUUACAUAAUAGAAUACUACUUAUUUUCUGAUUUCAGAAAUUAUGGUAAUGUGCUGAGAGCUAAAAUAAUUAGCAACCUUUCCCACCUGUUCCAAGCAAUGAAUGUUCAUACUGUUUUUGUUUCAUGGUGCACUUUCUCCCUCAAAUAAAAAGUGGUGAACAGAA
Lates calcarifer (barramundi perch) is the source of this 1781-nucleotide messenger RNA. RefSeq names its product F-box protein 9 (gene fbxo9). Gene Ontology annotation, cellular component: SCF ubiquitin ligase complex. Gene Ontology annotation, molecular function: protein binding. The transcript is spliced from 13 exons. Lineage: Eukaryota; Metazoa; Chordata; Actinopteri; Centropomidae. Gene Ontology annotation, biological process: SCF-dependent proteasomal ubiquitin-dependent protein catabolic process. The record is from RefSeq and is a predicted model, not a curated record. The coding region runs from base 150 to 1448 and encodes 432 amino acids.